This is a messenger RNA of Telopea speciosissima, 1689 nucleotides long. Its product is annotated as protein trichome birefringence-like 25. Gene Ontology annotation, molecular function: O-acetyltransferase activity. The transcript has 3 exons. Gene Ontology annotation, cellular component: Golgi apparatus. The coding region runs from base 38 to 1351 and encodes 437 amino acids. NCBI's taxonomy places the organism in Eukaryota, Viridiplantae, Streptophyta, Magnoliopsida, Proteales, Proteaceae. The record is from RefSeq and is a predicted model, not a curated record.
CUCUUGUUUCAGACUUUCUAUUCUCUGCUGAGAACAAAUGGUGGGAAAGAUGAGGUUAUGUUGGAACUCACGGUCCCUUCCCAAGUACAACCAUGUAUUUAUGAAGCUCACCGUUUCAGUCCUUCUUAUUGGUCUUGCUUUUCGCCUUUUCUUUUCUGAUUCGAUCGGCUUUUCACCCGUUUCUGAAACACCAUUAUUAUUUGAUAGAACUGUGGCUCCUGAGAUUUCUUUUCCUGACAAGACGCCAGCUCCUGUGCCUACCCCGGAGAUUGAAGAUCACAUGCCUUCUUCCGAAGGAAAAUGUGAUAUUUUCACUGGAGAUUGGAUCCCAAACCCAUCAGGUCCGAUUUACACUAAUGAGACCUGCCAAUUCAUCGAAGCUGAUCAGAAUUGCAUGAGAAAUGGGCGACCUGAUUCAGGGUAUCUUUACUGGAGGUGGAAUCCAAGGGAUUGCGAGUUGCCUCCUUUUAGUGCAGAGAGAUUUCUUGAGCUGAUGAGGCAUAAAUCAUGGGCGAUCAUUGGUGAUUCAAUUUCUCGCAACUAUGUCCAAUCCCUGCUCUGCACUCUCUCGAAGGUAGAGAAAGCAGUUGAAACCUACCAAGACAAGGAGUGCAAAUCCAAAAGGUGGCACUUCCCCUCCUACAAUUUCACCCUCUCAGUGAUAUGGUCCCCAUUUCUUGUACAAGCCGAUAUAUUUGAAGACAAAGAUGGUGUGGCAUCAUCUGAGAUCCAGCUUUAUCUUGAUAAACUAGAUAAAAAAUGGAUAGACCAAUAUCAGAGCUUUGACUAUAUGGUCAUCUCUGGAGGCAAAUGGAUUCUCAAAUAUGCAAUCUACCAUGAGAACAACACAAUUGUUGGCUGCCACCACUGUCCUGGGAAGAACUUGACAGAGAUGGGGGUUGAGUAUGUAUAUCGCAAAACUCUUCAGCUGGUGCUUAACUUCAUUGUAACAUCGAAUCAUAAGGGAUUGGUCAUGUUCAGGACCAGCACCCCAGACCACUUUGAGAAUGGGGAAUGGUUCAGUGGAGGGACUUGCAAUAGGACGGAACCUUUUAAAGAAGGUGAGAUUGAUAUGAAGGAUUUAGACAUUUUGCUUCGCAACAUUGAGUUGGAGGAGUAUGAGAAGGCAGCAGCAGCCUUGGGAUCCGACAAGAAAUUGAAACUAAAGCUUAUGGACACUGCCCCGCUUUCUUUGCUCAGGCCUGAUGGGCAUCCAGGGCCCUACAGAAACCCACAUCCAUUUGCGGAUGGCAAAAACACACAAGUUAUCAAGGACUGCCUGCAUUGGUGCUUGCCUGGGCCCAUAGAUGCCUGGAAUGAUCUGCUGAUGGAAUUGGUGGUCAACAAUUGAAGGUGUUAGCUUCAGAUCAUCAAUUAUGGAAAUUUAUGUUCAGGCUUUGGCAACUUCAGGUUUUCUAGAUUUUCAGAUUCCGCUGAUGUUUUCAUCAAUGAGUUGGCAGAGGUGGAAUGCACAUAUGCUGUGAAUACCUUUUCCAAGCAUUCUUUCCCCGUCCCUCUCUGCAUCGUCUGUGCUUUGUAUUAUUGUCAAUUGGGGUGGGAAGGAAGGUCUAUUCCCUGCAAAUUUUGUAUUCUUAUUUUGUGGGCUUGUUUGUUUGUCUGGAGCAAGCUUAAGGAGCUGUUCUUGUAUUAGAUCUUUGCCUGGUUUUGGGGUGUCUUUCAAUUUGUGCA